Molecule: messenger RNA, 7203 nt
Organism: Pelmatolapia mariae (spotted tilapia)
Lineage: Eukaryota; Metazoa; Chordata; Actinopteri; Cichliformes; Cichlidae
Gene: taok1b
Product: TAO kinase 1b
Exons: 21
Coding region: 741-3782 (1013 amino acids)
Biological process (GO): protein phosphorylation; regulation of cytoskeleton organization
Cellular component (GO): cytoplasm
Molecular function (GO): ATP binding; protein serine/threonine kinase activity
Source: RefSeq, a predicted model, not a curated record
CCCCCCACCUCCAAAACUGUCACACGUGUACUCUCGCUUCAGUUAAAGCUGGCUCCUGAGCCGCUCCGACUCCUGUUUGUUUCAUUAGCUCCUCGGUUCUUUCACGGUGGAAGGGAGGUGAUUCUCUCCGCCGCCAUUUUUGGGGAACUGCUUAUUCGUAAAGAAACUUUGCUAGCUGCUUCCUAACGUUAGCAGCUAGCUGGUUGGCCAGUACCCUGCCUGCCUUCCCUGCAGCUCGUUGUGACAGUUUAAGCUUGGCAGUCAGUCGUUAUCCAGCUCAGCUCUUUGCUUCGCUUUCAUAUAAAUAUUUAUUAUUUUCACUUGCUGACGAAAAUCGGUUAUUGCUAAGGAGAAUAAUCGGGCUGGGCAGAAUGACCGUCUGUAUUUGGGUAGGGCAAUUAUGCGGUUAGAUUAGCGAAUUAGCAUUGCUAACUUAUCGGCUAGCGAAUUCCGCACUCUGAUUUACCAGUGAUUUGCCCGGAUUGCUCUGCCUGCCCGUGAUUUAGCCACAGACACUUUGCCCUGCUCUGUUCCCGAGUAACCGGAUUAAGCAGCCGUUCAUACCCCCGCUUCAUCUCAACCUGUGUGGAUCCAUUUUUCUUUUCUUGACAAGGCGCCCAUGUACUGGUUCCUUAGGGUCAUCGAUUACCGCAGAUGAAUCUUCAGCUGCUUUGCCAUAGCUCAGCAGCCAGAUAGUCCCAUCGCCUUUGCGUGGGUGAUAAGGGACUACAUUAACCAGGAUGCCCUCCUCCGUAAGGGCAGGGAGCCUCAAGGAUCCGGAGGUGGCUGAGCUUUUCUUCAAAGAAGAUCCAGAGAAGCUUUUCUCUGACCUCCGAGAAAUUGGCCAUGGCAGCUUUGGCGCCGUCUACUUUGCACGGGAUGUGCGCACAAACGAGGUGGUGGCAAUUAAAAAGAUGUCCUACAGUGGCAAACAGUCUAAUGAGAAAUGGCAGGACAUCAUAAAGGAGGUGAAGUUCCUCCAAAGGAUCCGGCACCCCAACAGUAUAGAAUAUAAAGGAUGUUACCUCCGUGAGCACACAGCAUGGCUGGUGAUGGAGUACUGUCUUGGCUCGGCCUCUGACCUGCUAGAAGUUCAUAAAAAACCUUUACAAGAAGUUGAGAUUGCUGCCAUCACACAUGGUGCUCUGCAGGGGCUGGCCUACCUUCAUUCCCAUAAUAUGAUCCACAGGGAUGUGAAAGCUGGCAACAUCCUGCUGACUGAGCCUGGCCAAGUCAAACUGGCAGAUUUUGGCUCUGCCUCCAUUGCCUCACCUGCCAACUCUUUUGUGGGAACGCCAUAUUGGAUGGCCCCAGAGGUGAUUCUAGCUAUGGAUGAAGGCCAGUAUGAUGGAAAGGUGGACGUCUGGUCCUUAGGGAUUACCUGUAUAGAAUUAGCGGAGAGGAAGCCUCCCUUGUUUAACAUGAAUGCAAUGAGUGCCUUAUACCACAUAGCGCAGAAUGAGAGCCCCACGCUGCAGUCCAGUGAAUGGUCAGAAGAUUUUAGAAACUUUAUCGAUUCUUGCCUUCAGAAAAUCCCCCAGGACCGACCGCACUCUGACGACAUGUUGGGUCACGAGUUUCUGCAACGUGAGCGUCCAGACUCUGUGCUGAUGGACCUCAUUCAGAGAACCAAGGAUGCCGUACGAGAGCUGGAUAACCUGCAGUACCGAAAGAUGAAGAAGAUCCUCCUUCAGGAGGCCCACAAUGGGCCCACUUCAGAAGCCCAGGAUGCAGACGAGGACCUGGAGCCUGGUGGAGGUCGGACAGGAACGGUGAACAGCGUUGGCAGUAAUCAGUCCAUCCCCAGCAUGUCUAUCAGCGCUAGCUCCCAGAGCAGCUCUGUCAACAGCCUGAAUGAAGCAGCCCAGGACAGCCGCAGUGAGCUGGACCUAAUGGAAGGAGAUCACACAGUCAUGUCCAACAGCUCAGUCAUACACCUCAAACCGGAGGAAGAAGAGAGUCUCUCUUUGGAACAAGUGGCCACCAGUGAGCCCACUGAGCCCCAGCCAACACCAGCUCAGGCCCCGAGGAAGCACUACCGCAACAGAGAGCACUUUGCCACUAUACGCACAGCAUCACUUGUGACACGUGAGAUGCAAGAACACGAGCAGGACUCGGAGCUGAGGGAGCAGAUGUCAGGAUACAAACGCAUGAGGCGGCAACAUCAGAAGCACCUACUGGCCCUGGAGAACAAGCUGAAAGGGGAAAUGGAUGAGCACAGGCUGAGGCUGGACAAAGAGCUGGAGAGUCAGAGGAACAACUUCACCCAGGAGAUGGAGAAGCUGCUUAAAAAGCACCAAGCGGCCCUGGAAAAAGACCUGAAGACGUUUGCCAACGAUGAGAAGAAGUUCCAGCAGCACAUUCAGGUUCAGCAGAAGAAGGAGCUCAGCAGCUUCUUGGAGUCGCAAAAGCGGGAAUAUAAACUACGCAAAGAGCAGCUCAAAGAGGAGCUGAGUGAGAACCAGUCAACUCCCAAAAAAGAGAAGCAGGAGUGGCUGUCCAAGCAGAAAGAGAACAUCCAACACUUCCAGGCUGAGGAGGAGGCUAACCUGCUGAGGAGACAGAGGCAGUAUCUGGAGCUGGAGUGUAGGCGGUUCAAACGCAGGAUCCUCAUCGCCAGACACAAUGUGGAGCAGGACCUGGCCAGAGAGGAGCUGAACAAACGUCAAACACAGAAGGAUCUGGAGCAUGCAAUGCUGCUGAGGCAUCACGAGUCCAUGCAGGAGCUGGAGUUCAGGCAUCUGGCAACAAUCCAGAAGGCCCGGGCAGAGCUGAUACGCACCCAGCACCAGACAGAGCUCACCAACCAGCUGGAGUACAAUAAGAGGAGGGAGAGGGAGCUGAGGCGCAAGCAUGUCAUGGAGGUCCGGCAGCAGCCCAAAAGCCUGAAGUCUAAGGAGCUUCAGAUUAAGAAGCAGUUUCAGGAGACCUGCAAAACGCAGACUCGACAGUACAAGGCCCUCAGGAACCAUCUGCUCGAGACAACACCCAAGUCCGACCACAAGGCUGUCCUAAAGAGGCUGAAGGAGGAGCAGACUAGGAAGCUGGCCAUCCUCGCCGAGCAGUAUGACCACUCCAUCAAUGAAAUGCUCUCCACACAGGCUCUGCGGUUGGAUGAAGCUCAGGAGGCGGAGUGUCAGGUGCUGAGGAUGCAGCUGCAGCAGGAGCUUGAGCUGCUCAAUGCUUACCAGAGCAAAAUCAAGAUGCAGACAGACGCACAGCACGACAAGGAGAGAAGGGAGCUGGAGCAGAGGGUGUCUCUGCGGCGGGCUCUGCUGGAGCAGAAAAUCGAGGAGGAAAUGCUUUCCCUUCAAAACGAGCGUCUGGAGCGAAUCCGCUCACUGCUGGAGCGCCAGGCCCGAGAGAUCGAGGCUUUUGACUCGGAGUCCAUGCGACUGGGCUUCAGCAACAUGGUGCUCACUAACCUGGCUCCCGAUUCUCAGGGAGGCUGGGGAGGAGGAGGAGGAGGCCAGGGGGCUCAGGGGGGAGGCCACUGGCCGGGAGGAGGUGGAGGAAGCAGUCACCAUAGUCAUCACCAGGGGGGCUCCAGCUCACAGCAGUCCUGGGGUCACCCCAUGCUGGCUGGGGGCCCACCACCCUGGAGCCUCCACCACCCUGGUGGGGGUAGUCAGAGGGGUAGCCAAGGAGGUGCGGGAGGGGUGAGGAACAGCCCGCAGGCUAUGAGGAGGACGUCAUCAGGGGGGAGGAGUGAACAGGGCAUGAGCAGGAGCGCCAGCAUCACCUCUCAGAUCUCCAAUGGAUCCCACCUGUCAUACACCUAAAAUACACACACACACACACACACACACACAAAAAUUGUCUUAAAGCUAAUAUCUCGCUCCGAGAUAACUGUACACAGACACACAUCACGCACAUACCACAGUACAUCUCGCACUGCACAGUACUGAGGCUGGGUUUACCUGAGCCCAGCCGCUCUCCUGUCACCACUGUUCUACAUCAGUGUACUGCUAGCAGCAGUCUGUGGAAACCCAGAAGACUUGAGACUAAUAAGAUACCCGAGGGCCAUUUACAGUAGUGCAAUAGUAGUUUUUUUGUUGUUUUUUGUUUUUUUUACUGCAGAAUACACUGCUGUGUGUGUUUGUUACUGCCGUAUUAGUCUCUGUUGCCACAAUCCCAAACUAGUGUGUUAAUUUUCUAUUGAGAGUGGUUUGUUUGCCAUCUUCUGUAUCGCAGUAUUCUGUUUUAAACCCAAGUGGGACCGAUUGUGCACAAAGGUGCUAAGCUUGUCCUUCAAACCAGAUUCAAACUGAUGAAAGUUAAAUUAGAUUAUUUAUGUGUAGUUGGGGGAAGACUAGAGAACGGAAGGACUGUUUCAAGCGACGCUUGACGCAGCUGAGGAAGUAAAUGGACCGAGAAAGAGAGCGAAGGUCGUUGUAAGUGAAUAGCUGUGGGUGUUGCUGACUGUUUAGCUGCAGUGCAGGGGGACAGUUGUGGUGACAGUAUUAAUUCCAGCUCCAAAGCUAAUCCAGCUGACUUGACGUAGAAGUUUUAGCAAGAUCAUUUUCAUGGAAAACAAAGCUGCGUACGUUCUGGUGCAAGUGCCAUGCAGGUUUCUUGAGGACCGUGAGCCCAGCUGCCAAAGGUAAAGGUGCAGAGUUGGAUUUGUCGUUAUAGCUACUCAUGCCAACAAUACUGUGGUGUAAUGAAACACAUUGUGCCAGAGAAAGGCAGUUCAGUGGACAUUAAUGCCACGUGGCCAAAGGAGCCACUUGUCCUUCGUGUUCAGCUCUGUUAUCUCAGCUCUUGGGUUUCCACAGGCCUCUGGCCUUCACUCACACCUGCUCAGUGGAAGGCCAGUCUGAAGGGCACUUGGAUCCUUAUUAGUCUGCAGGCCCUAUGACAGAGAUGGGUUUUCAGCAGCACCUAACCUCAACUUUGAACAGUUUCAAAACUGGUGUUCACUCAUCACUUGUUUGCAAUACAAUUUCAAUCUGAUUUGGCACCAUUUUAGUGAUGCACUAUGCAGUUAGAAACAACAACAACAAGAAAAGAGAAAAAAAUGACACAAGCCUUUUGGCCCACCUCAAGAACACUCAAGUUAGAGCCUUGAAUGUCUUGAUUUGCACUUUGGCGUAGGCUUUCACCCACUCUUAAUUGUUAAUCGGACACAUUUACACAAACAUGUAGUGGCUAUUCAUUUUAUUCGCCCAGGCAAACAUUACGUAAGCCUGGUUUUUAAAUGCAUGUGCGUUGAAAAUAGCACACUUAGCCUUUGUGAGCUGAGUUGGAUGUAAAUUGGCAACACAGUCAGCAGCAGCAGGCAAAUUUAUUAAUGUAUAAAAACGUCCGUGAAGCUUUGGGAAGUAUUAUUAUUCACAGUUGCCCGAAAUGCCUUUUUGUUAUUUCUUUGUUAUUUUCUUUAUUUUAUUUUUUUUAAAACCUUAUAAGACCCUACAGUGAAAACAAAUGAACACAGAGUGAGGAGGAGCUUCACUAGCCCUCAGCUUGGUUGGUGACUGCUGAACGUUUUUGAAGAGUGGAUGGGUGGUGAUGCUGGGAUCUCCGCUGCCAUGCCCCUGCAACCUUCCCCGGUCUGACACCCCGCUCUGUCUCACCCCUGAUGACCACAAUGUCACAUUCUGACCACCGAUCUUGUCCCCCAGCAUCCCUCUGCCUACGUUUCCUCCCCUCUGGAGCCUCCUUUUUGUUUUGGUUUUUUUGGUCUUCGCUCGCCUCCUUGAUCUUUGUGGAAUGAGCUCUCUCAAGUAAAACAAAAGAAGAAAGAAAUAUAUGUAAAUGUUAUAAAUCUAUUAAGAAGGAUUAUAGAGAUGUAAAGCUAAAGGUGGAAAGUGUUAUUGUGAAACAGAGUUUAUGCAUUAUAUGUUGCUGCAGAGGUGGAAUGUACAGGAAAAGCGUGUUAAUAUUGUAUAUUUUGAAUCUGAACAUGUGGAGAUCGAAUCAACAAAUCAAAGACGAGUUAACUUGCGAUGCAGGAACAGCGGUGCGUGGCUUUAGAGCGGCGGCAUAAACGAUGGAUCGAUUUGCAGAUGGAUCGAUUCGCGGCUGCUGAGUUUUUCACUGUCUUAUUUGCAGCUGCGAGUUCUCGAACUUGUUACAGAUAUGCUGUUGUGAAUGAUAACAACACAACUGUAGGUCAGAUUGCCUCGAGUAAACGGCAACACUUUGUUUUGUAGUGUAUGAGGAUGAUUUUGCACAUAAUUUGAAAACUAGUUAGGUGGAGCCUUUGCUUGAGCAUUGGCUAUGUGUUACUGACAUUGUACCCCAUAGUGAAGACUCAGCCUCUCUGCUUCAUAUCUUAUAACAUGUGAGGGGAAAAAGUCUUUUUAAAGAUUUAUUUAAGGAAAAAAAAAGAAGUGUUAAAAUCUGAAAUGGCUAAAAUUGUUUCCAGAUUCUUGCUGUAGACAGUAAACAUUUUUGAAAAGCAGUACUCUAGGUCUUGUAGGGUCCACUGACCUUACAUUUUCUGAUCUGCACCAAGAGCCCUGUUUGUUUAUGGUUCGACACAAACAAUUUUCACACUGCACUUAAUGAUUUGCCUUUGGUGUGUGGGGGGGAAAGUACCAACCUGUACUCAAUAGUUUGAAUCUCUUUUUUGGCUCAGAAACAAAGCGCCAGUAUGCCAUUGUACCAACUUUCCCCCCAGGUCUUUAGUGUUUUUAUGCCAGAAGGGGUGUUUUUAAUUUCCAGAUGAUGUCUGCAGAGGGCCAAACGAGUGGUGGACUUUUAGACCUUCUCUUGUGUUUACUAGAACUCCCAGGUGUUUUGCGAGGCAGUCUACCUUUAGACUUCGGUCACUCUGAACUGGAUCAGUUGCACUGAUUGCACAAGUGACUGACCAGAUUAAAGAGUCUACUGUGAUCCACCCCCCCAACUCUCAGUGUUGGGGUUGGGGGAGGAGGUGACUGCCAUUGCUGAAAGUAGGUGGGAGGCAGGCUUAUGUCUCUGUACAGUCUGUUUUAUCAGUAUUCCUUUUAUCUCCUGUCAUUUGGUGGAUCUUGCUGUUUUAUUCUCCCUGGUCCAGAGAUCUGUAUUAAACUGUAUCAAAUGUAUAGAUUGUGCAGAAAGCUGAAUGUUGCAUAGCAGAAGAGAAAAGAUAUUCCUUACAGAUGACAAAGUAAAAUGUAUAAAUGAAACUCAAAGGCAAAGUUUAGGGGAUAAAUGUAAUAUUUUGUUUGUAAUUACUAUUUUUUGUUGGAAGAGGGCUACUGGAUAAAGAAUCAU